GGGUUAAAGAUAACACGCUUUGCAAUGGCGGGAGACCCCCUGCAGAGGGAGAGGAAAGUCAUGAACCGGGUUGUUCGAGCGACGAACAGCCAUUGCGCUGUAUUGGCUAUCCUGGAAAACCCGCCAUAUUGGUUUCAUUACUGCAUACAUUUGUUAACUUCGUGAAUAGAAAAUAGGGGUCGAAAAUCGAAAUUAAGGAGCGUGUAGAAUGUCCUAUCACACGUCCCUGGAACACAACUAUGGACAACAGUUAGCCAAGCCUUUGCACAUACAGCAGAUCGAAAGUGCUCUGUGCUUGGAACCAUUUCUUACUCAUGUGGAAAAAAUCAUUAACGAGCCAGCAACGCACAGCGACCCAUAUGACAGCUCAGACAGUGAAUAUGACCUCCUCCAGCCCUGUCUCCGUGACGACGAGGGGAACAAAAUUCUCAAUGGCAUUACCAUCACUAAAGCCGAGAGAAAGGCUGAUAAAACCAGACUAUAUAAUUUUAGUCGUGUGAAAAAAGGAAGAAAAUGGCUAAAGAAUAUCUUGCUGAGUGAUAGUUCCUCGGAUGAAGAUGAAGAAAAAGAAAUCAGACAGGAGGACCUGCAUGCGAUGCUCAAGAUACAUAAACACCAAAGGAAGCAUCAAAUGCAGUUCUAUCAGGAUAAUGAGCUUCAUCAGUUCCAGUACUACAGUACAGGUUUGCUCUCAAAUUUUGACAAGUAUAAUGAUCACCAGAAAUCAUUCAUUGGGCCAAAGAGAAAAAUAUCCAAAGACCAGAAAAAAAUGGAAAGGAAGUUGAAAGUGAAAUUGAAAAAACUGAAAAAAGAGAAACGUUUAGGAAAUGGAGACGCAGAACUGGACUUGGAUCCUGAACUGAUAGAGGCAUUCUUGGCCCACAAGAGACAAGCUGCUUCUAAGUCGGCAAAAGUGAAAAAGUUGACUCCCGAACAGGCAGAUGCCAAACGAAGGAGGUUAUGGAUCUCCAUUGCCAAGAAGGAAAUACCCAAGGCACAAAAACAAAAAGCUUCAGCCAGGAAAGAAAUGUUGCAGACAUUUAAGAAGAUCGGUCAGCAAUGUAUGCGAGAGUGCAGAAGAGCUGCCAUUCAGUCACAGAAAACCAUGAAAGAAAUUCCGUCUCGUGCAAAAAGAUUGUCACGUGAAAUGCAGACCUACUGGAAACGUUUUGAAAAAGUAGAGAAGGAACAUCGGAAAAGGGCAGAGAAAGAAGCUCAGGAACAGAGGAAGAUGGAUGUAGAACUUCGGGAGGCUAAGCGACAACAAAGGAAGCUCAACUUCCUGAUCACACAGACUGAGCUUUAUGCUCAUUUUAUGGCAAGAAAGAUGACUGGAGAAGGCGAGACUCGCAAAGAUAAAAUCUUACGUCAGCUAGAUGAGGCACGACCACAGAAAGACAUUGAGGUGGACGGUGGUGUUUUGGUAGAUGUAGCCUCAGAUGACUAUGAUAGUGAUCGAAUGAAGAAUCUUGCUUUGAGGAAUGCUGAGGAUGCUUACAAAUCCCACAGAACAAAGAAUGCUACAUUCAACAGCCGUACGUCUAGCAAAUCAAUGUAUGAUCCAUCGGAAUCAAGUUUUGCCAACCCAUCAAUUAGCACCGAUGUUGACCGACCACAGCCCAAUAUGUUUGAAGGAACUUUAAAAACUUACCAACUCAAGGGAAUGAACUGGCUGGCUAACCUUUAUGACCAGGGGAUAAAUGGUAUCCUGGCUGAUGAAAUGGGACUUGGAAAAACUGUGCAGAGUGUUGCAGUCCUUGCUCAUCUGGCCGAGACUCAGGGAACAUGGGGUCCAUUUCUGGUUGUGGCACCAGCUUCAACACUACAUAACUGGCAGCAGGAAAUAGCACGAUUCGUUCCCAAGUUCAAGGUUGUGCCGUACUGGGGUAAUGCCACAGACCGUCGAGUCCUGAGAAAGUUCUGGGAUUCCAAAUGUCUGCACACAAAGGAUGCCUCAUUUCAUGUUGUCAUCACCAGUUAUCAGCUUGUAAUUCAAGAUGUAAAGUACUUCCAGCGUAUCAAAUGGCAGUACAUGAUCCUUGAUGAGGCUCAAGCUCUCAAGAGCAGCAGCAGUGUAAGGUGGAAAAUACUCUUGGGAUUCAAUUGCCGCAACAGACUACUGUUAACAGGAACGCCAAUACAAAACAGUAUGGCAGAGCUUUGGGCAUUGUUACAUUUUAUCAUGCCUACCCUGUUUGAUUCCCACGAUGAGUUCAACGAAUGGUUCUCAAAAGAUAUUGAAAGUCAUGUGGAAAAGCAAUCUGGGAUUGAUGAAAAUCAAUUAUCAAGACUUCAUAUGAUCUUGAAACCGUUCAUGUUGCGGAGAGUUAAAAAGGAUGUUGAGAACGAGUUAUCAGAUAAAAUUGAGAUCUUGGUGUAUUGCCCACUCACAUUGAGACAGCGGAUGUUGUACCGGGCCAUCAGGAACAAGAUCUCUAUCGACGACCUACUGUGUAGCACGGCUGCCAAUUCGUCCCAGUCUCAGAACACCACUAGUAGCCUAAUGAACAUUGUCAUGCAGUUCAGGAAGGUGUGUAACCAUUCUGAGUUGUUCGAGAGACGGGAGGUCAGGUCUCCUCUCUACAUGACAGGGUUAUCCUACCAAGUGCCAAAACUUGUAUACCGUGAAGGUAUCCAGUAUUAUGCUGUCAACAGUAGACAGAGACUGAUGUACAGUACAUUGUAUAUACACUCACCGGACAAUGUCCAUGAUUCACUGUCGUCUGGGUCCAGUGUCAAUAGCUGUUUCUCAUUCUCCAGGUUUAUCAACUUGUCCCCCAAGGAACUUCAUGCCCAUAUGGCUGGUGGUAUUCUAGUUAGGUGGUUAGCACUUUUUCUAAUGCUAAAGAUGGAGUACCGGAUACACCACUCAGGAGCCUGGCCUGGCAAAGUCCCGAAAUGUAAAAGACACUGUUUGGAUAGGACCAGUCUGUACUUGGCUCCCCACCAUCCACUGUCACAUCCUAGCCUGGCCAAGUCACAAUACCUACGCCACUUAGUGUUCAUCACAGCUGCUUCCCCGUUCUAUUCCUUCACAACACAUGAAUACCACUGUAUGCAGGAGACCCAGGGCCACCAAGCAAUCCGGUUACGCAAUCUCCGGGCUAGUCAUAUGGCAAAGAAAAAUCCAUUAAGUCCUCCUCAUUCACCAACAAAAGCCCAUAAGCAUUUGGAGGCUUUGGAAUUGCCUGUACACAUUCACCAAUACCGAGAGCCUGUGUUGUACCCAUACCAGCCUACAGACAUCCCAAGCUGCCUCUACUACACUAUGCCGAAGAUCCAGGUGAGUAGUCCUAAAUGGGAGACAUGUGACAGAAGUGGGGCGUGGCAGGCCCUUAAGGAGAAUCUGUGUGGAACACUGGAUGCCCGCAACAGUCUACUAUAUGGUACACCAGAAAUUUACACUCGGGUCCGCUGGUUUAACCCCUGGAAUUUUACCUCAACAGAACCUGGCGGUAUCUAUGCUGUCCGACCAAAACAUGGCUGGUUUGGUAUCUAUGCUCCAGAUAAGGAAACACUUGUUGCUGAUGCUGGAAAGCUGUUCGUUCUGGAUACUCUUCUACAGAGGCUUAAGACAGAGGGUCACAGGGUGCUCAUCUACUCACAAAUGACCCGUAUGAUAGAUCUGCUUGAGGAGUAUAUGUGGCAUCGGAAGCAUACCUAUAUCAGACUGGAUGGAUCCUCGAAGAUUUCGGAGCGACGUGACAUGGUGGCUGAUUUCCAGAAUAGAACAGAUAUCUUUGUCUUUCUUCUGAGUACACGAGCUGGUGGUCUGGGAAUCAACCUCACUGCUGCUGACACUGUGAUAUUCUACGACAGCGAUUGGAAUCCUACUGUUGACCAGCAGGCUAUGGACCGUGCCCACAGACUGGGACAGACCAAACAAGUCACUGUCUACCGACUGGUGUGUAAAGGCACCAUAGAGGAGCGUAUACUUCAGCGGGCCAAGGAAAAGAGCGAGAUCCAAAGAAUGGUGAUCAGUGGUGGAAACUUCCGUCCUGAUGUACUCAAGCCGAAGGAAGUUGUCUCCCUUCUGAUUGAUGAUGAUGAAAUGGAAUCUAAAUUAAUGUCAAGGCAGGAUGAAAAGAAAAUAAAAGAGGAAGGAAACAAGGAGAAAGAUAAAAAGAGGAAAAGGGAAUCCUAUGGACGGAAACGUGAAAUGAAGAAGUCGAAGGCGGAAGAGGUGAAUUUCACAAUAGCUGCAGGUGAUACAGAGUCUGUGGCCAGUGUCGACUCGACUUCUGUACCAGCCAGUCCACAAAGUGUUGUGUCUUACGGGAGUGAGGUCAUGCAUCAGUCCAGUCUCUAUGGUGCAGAUGACAGUAGCAAUGACGGCCUUGUCAUUGUGGAUGAUGCACAUUCAACAUAUCAAGGUAAUCUAACUCCCACAACCAAACGAGGGAAGAGAGGUCGUCCUAAAGGUUCAGUGUCGGGCACUGGCCGACGCCCACGUGGGAGAGGCAGUGUGAGAAAGGCCCUGAGUGCAGCGGAGAUAGCUGGAGCACAAGCUGGCAUGACUGCAGCAUAUGCAGCAUACGGAUAUAACUUUACAGGUGCAGCUCCCUCUCCCUCCCGAGGUCCUGGUCCUGUUGGGGCUCACCUGUCAACAGACUCACCAAAGUCCAGUUCCCCUGUGCCAUUACCACCUCACUCCAAACCUCCCAGCUGAUGUUUGCCUCACUAGGCUCACUGCACAGUUGUAUUUGCUCAAGACUUCAAUCCAAAUCCGUGACAUGUGGUCAAACACCCAAACAUGUCAUCCAGGUGUGUUCACUGGAGUUAUCUUCAUUUGAGAGAUGGAGACUCGAAGACAAUAAACGAUAAUGAAAUAGGAAAAGACCUAUCAGUAGUUAUAUUAAGCUUUGAUAGGCCUUGACCAAUGGCUGGACUGUGUUGCCUCUUAAUGAAAUGUAACCCCUGAAUGUGUAAAAAAUUCUCAAGGAAGUGCUUGCUUAUUGUGAUAAGAAGUGUAUGUGGUGAAAGUUUACAGAAUGAAAUCAGGAAGGAAUAUAGGAGAUUCAGUCCGAUUAUCAUCACAGUCGUUUUCAGGAGUUGUGAUGAAACUAUCCCACUCCUCACAUAUAUUCUUUAUUUGUUAAAUAAUAUACCGGUAGUACUGUACCAACUGAAUUUUAAAAACAUUGAUAUAUCAUUUAGUUCAAAUCUGAUAUGUAUUAAAAUACAUUUAUGAACACUCACAGAACACCAUCUGGUACAAAAAUUCUUGUAUUCAUGAAUUAUUUAUGGACCAAAUCCAGUAAUAAAUUCCUUGGGAAAUGGCUAUGGAAAAUCUAACCAAUCAGAAGCAUCUGAUGAUAAACAGUGCAGCGAACUUGAAAUACUGUUUCUAUUUUCCGGCUGAAGAAAAGCUUCAUUGAUAGAUGCAUUUUGAUUGAUCAAUAAAAAGGUGAAUAUUUAUGUCAAAGAUAUUUAAGCUAGUGCUCCCACUGGUCAAACAAGUGAAAUAUAGAGAAAACUCUGUGGGGGACGAUGAUGGCGGAACAUUAGAAACAAUUAAACAGUUACUUGGAAAACAGUGGAGUGUAUAUAGAUAGCACUACAUAUUAAAAAACACCUAUCAUAAAACACAUGUUAUUUACCCAGUGAGGUGAGAGUCAUUGAAUGCUUUGUUAGUAAACAAUCUCUCUGAUGUUCUGAAAAGAUUUGUUAAUGGAAGUAAAUAGAUAGCCUUAUCUUAGUAGAGCUUCUAACAUUGGACAAAGUUUGGUAUUAACAUAAAGCACAGAAUCGAGAGGUUUGCCUGUAUAACCAUACUCUUCAGAAACUAUAUGUACAAUAGUGAAUACAUUGUAUACCACAAUGAAAUGUUCACUCUUUUAUCAAUAACUCUCCAGUGCUAUAGCAAAACUUUACAGUAGAAACAUUAAUAUGUAGAAAGCACUGCUUCAAGUCAAAGUAUAAUAAUUUGAAUAUUUUCAGUAGGAAGAGUAUAUCGAUAAGUCCAGUGCUAUUAAUCAAUAAUUCUAGAGUUCAUGCAAAGUUUGGAGGAUGGAAGUUUUACCCAGGACAUUUCGUAUGCAAUUUUGUGUUAGAAGCUAUUAUUUUCAUAAAAGUGUCCAAGAUAUAUCAUGGAAUACCUGACUGAUAUCUCUUCAGAAGACUCAGUCAUUGCUCUAUGAUCAGAUAUGGCACAGCACUACACAUAUUUGGUAGUGAAGUUAUUUAACUGCUCAAACAUUGUGUCAUCAUUACUGUUUAUAUGAAAUCAUGUGAAGUGUUGUCAUUUCAAAUGUGGAAUACUGACCUGUCAGUGAGUUUGGUUAUUUAGAUUCAGAUACCAGAAACAAUUCUAAACAGUUUUAUUGCAAGAAAUCACAUGAAUUCUGAAAUAGUUUUAAAGUAAGAUUUCUGGUACAGUGUAUUUGAUAUUAAUGAGAAAUAAUCAACAUAUUAAGGUAUUUUAUUAACACCAGCGCUUUGUUUUAGCCCGUAGUACUUUGUAAUUACAUUGUAUUAAUUAUAUAUAAGUUAUUGAGAAUCUAUAUCACCAUAAUCAUGAUGAAAGUUAUCUCUUAAUGUCUUGUAAGAAUAAUUCACAGCUUUAAACAAGAGAAUUCUUAUCAGUAGGCUAUGUCACAGGUGCCUGCAUCCAGUUAGUAAAUAUUUAUCAAAAUAUUAUCUUCGUCCUGUAGGGUGAUAAUAUUUUUCUUGAAAAUGCAGACACUUGUAGCUACAUCUAACAUCUGCAAACAUAUUUUAAAAUGUUUUGUUAUUUUUAGCUCACCUGUACAUGUCCAAAGGACCAAGGUGAGCUUUUGCCAUAAUGUGGCAUCCUUCGUCUGUCUGUCAACAAUUUAACAAAAAUGACUUCUUAUUUACUGAUUGGAAUUUAACCUAAAUUGACUGUAGGCAUCUGUAAAUAUGACUAGUAACAUCUUAAAAUGAUGGGGAUUCAAAAGCUACACUGCCAUUGAAGUCUAAGAUGUUUCACCUUAUUAAACCCUCUUUUGGAUGAACGACAGGUGAGCGAUACAGGCUCAUUGGGCCUCUUGUUAGUGCUCAAGUUUUUGAAUUAAAUAUUAUCUUUAUAAUGACACAUGUAGAUAAUGUUUCUAUUUAAAUUAAUAAUUGUGUUCAUGUAAAUCGUUGUGGUUAGGAAAUUCCGUGGUUUUAUAUUUUUUUAUUGGGAAUGCUAUAUCUUGCAUUUGAACGUUUUUGUCUGAACUGAAAUAGUAAAUGUAAAAUCCAGAUCAUAUACAAACACAUCAAAGUGAUUUGUCUUUUAAUGUAACCUUAUAGAUAUACAAAAAUUAUGAACAAAGAUUAUGAUUUUGUGAUCAUUUUCAUAUUUUAGAUAUUAAGCUCUUGUGAUUAACUAAGUGUUAAGCGCGAGGUCAUCUGAACAUGACCCUUUACUGGCCAUCGUCAGAUCUUCAUAACAUAGUGUAUUAAUGAUGAUCUGUAUUUUAAUCAGGUCACAUUCAGCUUUUUUUUUUUGCUGUUGAAAAUGUUCAAAUUACUUAAAAAUCAGGAGAAAACUAUCAAACAAAGCUGUAGAUAUAGUGCUUUAGUGUGAAAGACAUAUGGAGAUCUUGUGAUAUUGUCGGAAACUGAAAUGCACUUAAUGCGCUUUGCAUAUUUUGAAACAAAAAGUGUGUCUGGAGAAUAUAAUUGGAAAAAAAGCAGGAUGUUGAGAGCAGUACAUAGCUUUUGGAUAUUUUAAUGUUUCCAGUCAUUAAUUCUAAAUAAAUAUGUGUUCAUGUCUUUCGCAUUUUAUACUAAAAUGAUUGAAAAUGAAAUAUAUUAUACAUAGAUAAAAAGUGGAUCAGUAAUUGUGAUAGAUUUGGUUUCUAGAUACCGAUGUUAUCAUUAUAUAUUUACGAUAUGUAAAGUAACAAAAAUGUGUGAUAACACUUUUAACGACAGCCUAAAUUGAUGUAAUACAUGUAUAUAAAUGCAUCUGUAUCAUUUCAAAAGUAAAGAUGAAUGUGUGCAGACUCUAGGGCGUGACACAGAUCCUUGCCCCACGAUCUGUAUGUAUAAUACAUCGUGUAUAUGGGCUGUGUUGUGGUGACCUGUGGCCUGGCCCGGUAGUUUUUACAAUUGUAAUUGUGUAUAGGGAUGUGACACAGAUCCUCGCCCCACAAUCUGUUUGUAUAAUACAUCGUGUAUAUGGGCUGUGUCGGGGACCUGUGGCCUGGCCCGGUAGUCUUUACAUAUGUAAGUGUGUAUAGGGAUGCGAUACAAAUCCUUGCCCCACGAUCUGUAUGUAUAAUACAUCUUGUACCCCAGUAUAUAGGCUGUUUGGUGGUGACCUGUGGCCUGGCCUGGUAGUCUUUACAUAUUUAAGUGUGUAUAGGGAUGCGAUACAAAUCCUUGCCCCACGAUCUGUAUAUAUAAUACAUCAUGUACCCCAGUAUAUAGGCUGUGGUGGUGACCUGUGGCCUGGCCCGGUAGUCUUUACAUAUUUAAGUGUGUAUAGGGAUGCGAUACAAAUCCUUGCCCCACGAUCUGUAUGUAUAAUACAUCGUGUAUAUGGGCUGUGGUGGUGACCUGUGGCCUGGCCCGGUAGUCUUUACAUAUUUAAGUGUGUAUAGGGAUGCGAUACAAAUCCUCGCCCCACGAUCUGUAUGUAUAAUACAUCGUGUACCCCGGUAUAAUAGACUGUGUUGUGGUGACCUGUGGCCUGGCCCGGUAGUCUUUACAUAUGUAAGUGUGUAUAGGGAUGUGACACAGAUCCUCGCCCCACGAUCUGUAUGUAUACAUCAUGUAUAUGGGCUGUGUUGUGGUGACCUGUGGCCUGGCCCGGUAGUUUUUACAUAUGUAAGUAUGUAUAGGGAUGCGAUACAAAUCCUCGCCCCACAAUCUGUAUAUAUAAUACAUCGUGUAUAUGGGCUGUGUGGUGGGGACCUGUGGCCUGGCCCGGUAGUCUUUACAUAUUUAAGUGUGUAUAAGGAUGCGAUACAAAUCCUCGCCCCACAAUCUGUAUAUAUAAUACAUCUUGUAUAUAGAUGUGUGGUGGUGAUCUGUAGUCCGACCCUGUAGUUUAUAUGAAAUACACAGAUCCUCACCACACAACCUUUCUGUAUGUAUUACAGGCGGUCUGGUGUGGACAUGUAACUGUGUGCUGCAUCAGACAUGAGAAAAUAUGCAUUAGAUUUCUUUGUGAUAAACUUACAAAUAAAUUUGUAUUCUGAUAUA
Molecule: messenger RNA, 9162 nt
Organism: Pecten maximus
Lineage: Eukaryota; Metazoa; Mollusca; Bivalvia; Pectinida; Pectinidae
Product: chromatin-remodeling ATPase INO80-like
Exons: 36
Coding region: 209-4669 (1486 amino acids)
Biological process (GO): DNA repair
Cellular component (GO): Ino80 complex
Molecular function (GO): ATP-dependent chromatin remodeler activity; ATP hydrolysis activity; DNA binding
Source: RefSeq, a predicted model, not a curated record